Molecule: messenger RNA, 4147 nt
Organism: Hippopotamus amphibius kiboko
Lineage: Eukaryota; Metazoa; Chordata; Mammalia; Artiodactyla; Hippopotamidae
Gene: ADGRG1
Product: adhesion G protein-coupled receptor G1
Exons: 14
Coding region: 723-2783 (686 amino acids)
Biological process (GO): adenylate cyclase-activating G protein-coupled receptor signaling pathway; cell surface receptor signaling pathway
Cellular component (GO): membrane
Molecular function (GO): heparin binding; G protein-coupled receptor activity
Source: RefSeq, a predicted model, not a curated record
CCAGGCUACUUGAUGCCCCCCCGCCCCCUUCCCCGGCAUGCCUUCCGCUCUGCCGGUCAGCGCUGGCUCCUGCCUGCUGCCAAGGAGGCUGGACUUUCUUUCAGGAAGGGGCAGUGGUUGCUGGGGUGGGGUGGCGGGGGGAAGCAUCGGGCGGCCUGUUGCCAUAGCAACCGUGGCCUCUCUGCGGGAACUUCAGGGAGAGCAGCCCUGGGGAAGUAACAGAUGGAGGGCGAGGGGGCAGACUUAUCUCCGACCAGCAUCGGUCCAUGAAGCCUGGCACCUGUCUGCCUGGAUGGGGGGUGAGGCUGAAGUGCCCCCUUACCCGGCGCUGAGUCACGGGCAUCCCCCCGUGUCCCCGCCUCGGCUCUCAGCCCUGCCCCCUCCCAGCCUCCCUCUGAGAAAUCCGUGACUCACGUAUGGUCCCGUCAUCCCCAGCCGAGCUUGGAGGAGGGAGGAGCCCAGCUGGGGCAGGAGCGGGGUGUUCACCCCCCCCCCCCCCAAAACACACACCCCGGUGCCUUCACACUGGCUGCCUGCCUUGCCCUGCCUCAGGAGAGAGGCUGGGAGUCUCCACGCUCACCAGCUCUCACAGAAACGGGACCACAGCUGGUAGGUUAAGCCUUGGAGGUGGCUAUCGAAAGGUGGUUCAGCUGUUCAGCCCCACGCGGGAUCUUCUACCCGUCCGCAGGUGGUGAUUUCUCAGAGUGACUUUGGAGUGGAAGAUGGCUGCUCAAGCACAGCUGCAGAUGGUGCUUCUCCUGCUGGGUAUGCCCCUGGUUCCAGGUACCCGUGGCGGGGGCCCCCGGGAAGACUUCUGCUUCUGUGGCCAGCGGAACCAGACGCAGGACAGCAGCCUCCAUUAUAAGCAGACGUCCGAGCUGCACAUCUCCAUCAGGAACUCCAAGGAGACCCUCACGGUCCAUGCGCCCUUCCCUGCACUCCAUCCCUCUUCUUGGUCAUUCCCUCACCCCAGGGGCCUGUACCACUUCUGCCUCUACUGGAACCGCCAGGCUGGGAAAUUGCAUCUCCGCUACGGCAAGAGCGACUUCAUGCUGAGUGACCAGGCCUCUGACUUCCUGUGCUUCCGGCAUCAGGAGGAGAGCCUGGCCGGCGGGGCCCCGCUCUUCGCCACCUCUGUCAGCUCCUGGUGGAGCCCCCAGAACACCAGUCUGCCCAGUGCAGCCGGCUUCAUCUUCUCCUUCCACAACCCUCCCUCGAAGGCCUCCCACAACGCCUCGGUGGACAUGUGUGAGCUGAAAAAAGACCUCCAGCAGCUCAGCCAGUUUCUGAAGCAUCCCCGGAAGAGCUCAAGGAGGCCCCCAUUCACCCCCACGGGCCAGCAGCUGCAGAGCCUGGAGUCGAAGCUGACCUCUGUGAGCUUCGCAGGGGACACGGUGUCCUUCGAGGAGGAUCGGGUCAACGCCACAGUGUGGAAGCUCCAGCCCACAGCCAGCCUCCAGGACCUGCACAUCCACUCCCGGCGGGAGGAGGAGCAGAGCGAGGUCCUGGAGUACUCGGUGCUGCUGCCCCGCACACUCUUCCAGAGGAACAAGGGCCGGAGGCAGGAGACCGAGAAGAGACUCCUCCUGGUGGACUUCAGCAGCCAAGCCCUGUUCCAGGACAAGAAUUCCAGCCAGGUCUUGGGGGAAAAGGUCUUGGGUAUCGUCGUGCAGAACACCAAAGUAGCCAACCUCUCAGAGCCUGUGGUGCUCACCUUCCAGCACCAGCCACAGCCGAAGAAUGUGACUCUACAGUGUGUAUUCUGGGUUGAAGACCUGACAUCAAGCAGCCCGGGCAGCUGGAGCGAUGUGGGGUGUGAGACCAUCAGGAGAGAGACGCAGACGUCCUGCCUCUGCAACCACCUGACCUACUUUGCAGUGCUGAUGGUUGCCUCCGUGGAGGUGGACACCGUACACAAGCACUACCUGACCCUCCUCUCCUACGUGGGCUGUGUCAUCUCCGCCCUGGCCUGCGUCCUCACCAUCGCUGCCUACCUCUGUUCCAGGAGGAAGUCCAGGGAUUACACCAUCAAGGUGCACAUGAACCUGCUGCUGGCCAUCUUCCUCCUGGAUGUGAGCUUCCUGCUCAGCGAGCCGGUGGCCCUGGCGGGCUCCGAGGCUGCCUGCCGCGCCAGUGCCAUCUUCCUGCACUUCUCCCUGCUCGCUUGCCUCUCCUGGAUGGGCCUUGAGGGCUACAACCUCUACCGACUUGUGGUCGAGGUCUUUGGCACCUACGUCCCAGGCUACCUACUCAAGCUGAGCAUCGUGGGCUGGGGCUUCCCCAUCUUCCUGGUGACACUGGUGGCACUGGUGGAUGUGAACAACUAUGGCCCCAUCAUCCUAGCUGUGCACAGGACCCCAGAAAGCGUCAUCUACCCUUCCAUGUGCUGGAUCCGGGACUCCUUGGUCAGCCACGUCACCAACCUGGGCCUCUUCAGCCUGGUGUUUCUGUUCAACAUGGCCAUGCUGGGCACGAUGGUGGUGCAGAUCCUGCGGCUGCACCCACACACCCAGAAGUGGCCCCACGUGCUCACCCUGCUGGGCCUCAGUCUGGUCCUCGGCCUGCCCUGGGCCUUGGUCUUCUUCUCCUUUGCUUCUGGCACCUUCCGGCUUGUCGUCCUCUACUUUUUCAGCAUCAUCACCUCCUUCCAAGGCUUCCUCAUCUUCCUCUGGUACUGGUCCAUGCGCCUGCAGGCCCGGGGUGGGCCCUCCCCUCUGAAGAGCAGCUCAGACAGCACCAGGCUUCCCAUCAGCUCGGGCAGCACCUCGUCCAGCCGCAUCUAGGCCACCAGCCCCCGCCGGUGUGAGGAAGCAGAGCUGUGGUCUUUCUUCACUGCUGCCUGCGGCCCUGCAGCCAGGCCCAGCCCUUGGUAGGCCAGCUGGAGACUUGAGAAGGCCCGAGGACAGGACCUCGGAGGGAUGGGGCUGUUGCCAUGGCAGCCAGACUCCCAGGCUGGGCCUUCUGAAUUGGCUGGGGGACUACUUGCCUCUUGGGUCCAGCUCAGGGGGCUCAGGAGUGGACUGUCCCCCGGCUAUCCUAGCCUGGGGCUCAAGGCUGGUCUCGAGCCAGCUGGGGGUUAGGAGUCUGCCGGCCUUGGACCUUGGAGGCUCGUGGCAUCUUUGGCCCUGUGACCCAGCCCGGGACGGAAGUGUACCCUAGCUGCCGUGUCUCUGGUGAUCAGCGUGAGGGCACCUGGUAGCUCCUGUCGUUUGAUCUAAGGAUCUAAGGAUGGCACACAGGGAACAUGGGUUGGGGCAGAACUCUGAGCCAGACCCCUGGAGGAGAGCUCCCUCCCUGGAGCAUAGUGACAGCUCCCCUACCUCUGAGCCCAGGGCCCUCAGCCUUUGUCAGCCUCCCCAGCCCUCCCUCUCCCCGUGCUGAUCAUUUCCUUGGACCUCCCCAGCCCUCCCCUCACAGCCCGGGGUCCCUGAUACCAAUGCUGGAUUUUGCGUCGUGGUUCCCAAGAGCUGCCUGGUGCCUGCUGUAAACCUUUAUCUACUACUGCGUGGGCCUUUGCCUGCCCCUGACUCAGGCUUAGUGUAAACAUUCUGGGCUGGGCUAGGUCCUUCUUUCCAUCUGGGCCUCUCUCUAGCUGCAUCACCCUUGCUCACCACUGCCAAGCCCACACCUCACCGGGGCCCGCAGCCUCUCCCGAAGCCCUCUGGUGGCAAGAAUCAUAGAACGUAGCAGUCCAAAUAUGUUUCCAACCCAGCACUCCAAAGACUGAGAUACGCCUCCCUGGUGACGCUGGUAGAGCCUGACAUGCUUCUUAGAACCUCUGCAGACGAUCUUGAGCACACCGCAGCCCAUCACAGUUAAUUCUGCUGGACACAGAUGGCCAGACCUGGUUGCUCCCUCUGCGAGCUCUCAGUCUAGUGUGGGAGGCAUGCAUGAGACAAGAACUCUUAGAGCUACAGGCACAGAGCUGGGGGAGCCAUCAUUCCUGGCUGGGAAUGUGGGAAGACUUCCUGUAGGAGGCAGCAUGCGACCUGGCUCUCCGCCUUAAAGAUGGGGAGGAUUUUCUUUGUCAUUACCAGUUCAUUUGUCUUUUGAUAUUAAAAAGAAGUACAUGUUCAUUGUAGAGAAUUUGGAAGCUGUAGAAGAGUACACAGAAGAAAAUAAAAAUCAGCUGUUAUCACCUAACCAA